Molecule: messenger RNA, 4461 nt
Organism: Alligator mississippiensis (American alligator)
Lineage: Eukaryota; Metazoa; Chordata; Crocodylia; Alligatoridae
Gene: TUT1
Product: terminal uridylyl transferase 1, U6 snRNA-specific
Exons: 10
Coding region: 1556-4360 (934 amino acids)
Cellular component (GO): mitochondrion
Molecular function (GO): poly(A) RNA polymerase activity; RNA binding; zinc ion binding
Source: RefSeq, a predicted model, not a curated record
GUUUAUUGCACAGAGAAUGCAGUCAGACCACAACUCUGGGGUCUCUCCAUACCCCCUCCUCCCAGUGCCAAGGGCCUGGAGGUGCCUCGUUCCCUGGGGCAGCUCUAGCCUUGCUCCCCUGCCCUGGGUGGAGCUUGUUGGGGUAGCUCCCCACCCCCACACUACUGCACUGGCGCAAGGGCUAUGACCCCCAUGUCUGGGGGCUCCUGUCCCUCAGCUCCUGGUGGCAGAAGAAGCUGUCGAUGAGCUGCUGGCGCUGGCACAGCCCCUCGGGGCAGGGGGGGCAGUGGAAAGGGUUUGAGGGGGAUGUGCCUUGGGGGGCCUGCCCUGGAAGCGAGGGUAGGGACAGCCCCUGAGCCACAGCCACGUUGUGCAGGAUGCAGCAGGCGAGGAAGAUGCUGAAGACCUUUGGGGGCAUGUACUGCAGCCCCCCCCGGCCCACCCUAGCGUGCUAGGCACUGGAACUGCCCCUUCAGCCCUCCCCACAGCAGCCCGGGCGGCCACGUGAUAGUGCUGCUCCGCUGCUGAACACUGGGCCUCCGCUGGCACCAGCAGCCAGGGCUGCAGUAGGUAGGGUAGCAAAUCAUACUGUCACCUGCGGAGAGCACGUGCGAUGGGGUUAGGGUUCGUAGAGCGUAAGACUGGAAGGGACCUCAGAAGAUCGUUGGGUCCGGCCCCCUGCACCAAGCAGGGAAGAUAACGGGGGUCAGGUGCCCCAGCAGGGUGACUCCAGUCUUCUCUUGAAGAGGUCCAGGGUGGGGGGUUGCAGUGGGGGCCCCGCCUGUGAAGCAGGCAGUAGGCGUGGUCCCAGUUGGCUCAGGGGGGUGGGGACAGGGCAGGGGCCCAAUCCAGGCAGGCCCCGGGGUAAGACAGGGCAGGGGCCCUGCUCCUGGAACAGCCCCAUCUGGCUGGAGGGAAAAACAAGGCAGGGACCUGGGAAUGCACCUGCUCAGGAGGGGAUCCCGAGCUGGCUCAGGCAGGGUAUCGCAGGGCAGGGCCCCCGGCAUGCCCCCAACCCUCCCCAAGCUGUCUCCCAGCAAAGCCCCCAUAACAGGAGCUUCUACCCUGCCACCGGCGCUAGGCCUCGGCGCGGGGAGGGUCUCCCGGCCUCGCCUAGGAGUCCUUUCCCAUCCACUGGUGGGAGGGACGGCGGCCUGGCCCUGCUCUGGCACGCAGAGCCCACGGCCCCCUACAAGGGGUGCGGGGCACAGCAGGGUGCCUGAGGUGCCUGGGGCUCGCCCGGCAGCCACCCGCCCCGUCGUGGUGCCCCUCGAAGGGGGGGAGGCCAUGGGUGUCCGGCGGCUUCAGGGCCACGUGGGUGCAGCCCAGGGCUCCCCGCACGCCGCGUCGGGAAGCAGACAAAGGCGACGGGCGAGGGCGGCCGUGUCCUGGGACACGCUGGCCUGGCUGGUGCCCGCAUCUGCCCCGGCCCCUGCCCGGUAGGUGCCCACGGUGUGGAAGGCGAGGGCGGCCGCCACCUUGACGCCUGCGGGCAGCGCGUGGCCCAGGUCGGCCGCCACGGCUCAGGGGCCAGGGGGACAGCAGGUACAGUGCAAUGGAGGCCGGAAGUGGGGGUGCGGUGUUCUCUCUGUCCUUCCCUCCCUCCCUCCCUCCUCUGUGCUCCGGGCGGGCUCCUCGGGGCCGGGAUGGGAAGGAGCGGGGGGCACGUUGGCGGGACGGACCAUUUCCUGUGGCCCGGGAACGAAGAGUCCUAGGCAGGGCGGGUGGAGUUGAGGGAGCCCUAUCGGGGACGGACCACUUCCGGCAGGGAAGGCGCGGGAAACACGACUGUCGGGGGACGCCUAUCGCGGACGGGCUACUUCCGGCGGGGAGCGGCUUCCGGGGGAAUCUCAGGGACGGACACUUCCGGCCGCGCGGAACCCGCGCCGGAAUGGAGCCGGAUGUGGAGGCGCUGCCCCGCGGGGGCUUCCGCUGCCGCCUCUGCCACGUGACCGCCGCCAACCGGCCCAGCCUGGACGACCACCUGCGGGGCCGCAAGCACGGGCGGCUGGCGGGGCUGCGGGCCCAGCGCCAGGCCCAGGCGCAGCGCAGCGUCUUCGUCAGCGGCUUCCGCAAGGGCACGGACGUGGCCGAGCUCAGCGACUACUUCCAGGCCUUUGGCGGCGUGGCCAGCGUGGUCAUGGACAAGGACAAGGGCGUCUACGCCAUCGUGGAGCUGGAGGACCAGGCGGCACUGGAAAAGGUCCUGGCCCAGCCUCAGCACAGCGUGGGGGGGCAGCGGCUGCGGGUGAAGCCUCGGGAGCAGAAGGAGUUUGCCUACGCACCCCCCAAGCGGCAGGGGGGCGCCCGCCGCGAGCUGCUGAGUCCCGAGAAGCUGGAGCAGGAGCUGUGCCAGGCCGAGGACGUGGAUGCCCAGAUGCGACGCCUGGUGCAAUUGUUCGAGUUCUCUGAGGACGAGCGCCGCCUGCGACACUUGCUGGUCACCCUCUUCCAGGAGGUCUUCCAGGAGUUCUUGCCUGGCUGCUCCGUCCUCCCCUUUGGCUCAUCCAUCAAUGGGUUCGAUGUCCAUGGCUGUGAUCUUGAUCUCUUCCUGGACCUGGAGAAGACGAAAACUUUUCAGGCCUCGGCCAAGGGGGUCCCUGAGGCACAGUGCUGCGAGGGGGCAGAGCCGGCCGCAGAGGACUCGAUCCUGAGUGACAUCGACUUGGGGGUGGCGCCGGAGGUGCUGGAGGUGGUGCGCACCGUGCUGCAGAGCUGCGUGCCCGGGGUCCACCGUGUGCAGGCCGUGCCCAGUGCUAGGCGCCCUGUUGUCAAGUUCAGCCACAAGGACUCGGGGCUGUGCGGCGACAUCUCCCUCAACAACCGGCUGGGUCUGUGCAACACGCAGUUCCUGCAGCUCUGCACUGAGGCUGACGAGCGAGUGCGACCGCUGGUCUACGUGCUGCGCUACUGGGCCAAGCAGCAGGGCCUGGCGGGUAACCCUCAUGGAGGCGGCCCACUCUUCACCAACUAUGCCCUGACGCUGCUGGUGAUCUUCUUCCUGCAGACGCGCUCCCCACCCAUCCUGCCCACUGUGGCCCGUCUCCAGCAGCUGGCAGGGGAUGAGGAGCGGAUGGUCGUGGACGGGUGGGACUGCAGUUUCCCCCGGGACGCGGCACGGCUGGAGCCCAACACCAACACAGAGAGCCUGUGCGUCCUUCUGGCCGACUUCUUCCGGGAGUUCGGGGAACAGGAGCUUUCAGGUCACGUGAUCUCCCUGUGCGAGGGCCGGGUGCUGCCCCUGGAGGCAGUGGCGGGUGCGGGGCUGCGCCUGGGCCCUGUCACCCUGCAGGACCCCUUCGAGCGCAGCCACAACGUGGCCACCAACGUCACGGAGCGCAUGGCCCAGCGCCUGCGGGUCUGCUGCACCCGGGCCGCCAAGUACUGCCGCAGCCUGCAGUACCAGCGCAAGUCUGCCAAGGGCCGGCCCUGGGGCCUGGUGCGCCUCUUCCAGCCUGAGGCUGGUGAGCUGGACUCUGACGGGCUGCUCCUCGCCUUGCCCUUGGCCCCGGCUGCCCGUCGGCGUGAGCUGGGCCUAGAUCCCAGCUCCCGGCAGAGCUGGUUUGGGCACGUGUGCGCUGGCGUUGCCUUUGUGCUCAGAGACGUCUUAAAGUGCAGUUGCACGGAGCUCCAGCGUCAGCCCCUUGGACAUGCAGAGCAGCUCCUGGAGCCCCCCGGGGCAUCCCUUCAGCAGGGGGAGACGGGGGAGCCCCCAACCUCCCCAGCCCAGCAGCCGGCAGCCCCCAGGGAGCCUGUGGAUGCCCCCAGGGAGCUUGUGGAUGCCCCCAGCGCCCCAGGAACGCCACCGGCUGCUGGGCUCAAGCGCCCCCUGAGCGAAGAGGAGGGGAUCCCCAGCCCUGUCUCCGUCUCCCCUGCCCGGAAGAGGCCGCGAGCAGAGGCCCUGGAAGAAGCAGGGGCUGUGAGCUGGAGCUGCGCCCUGUGGCACCGGGUGUGGGUGGGCCGGCGCCGGGUGCGGCGGCAGCUGCGGCCCCAGCACAGCAGUCCCCUGGCAGAGGCCGGCACCGAGCAGGAGGCCGCACGGUCCCUGGAGCUGGAGGAGAAGGUGUCGGCGGCCAUUGCCCGGCAGGAGGCAAGCGGGGAGCCGCUGCUGCAGUUCACAGCCUGCGCCCGCCUGGACGCCCAGGCCAGCCUGCGCUUCACGCCUGCCCCCCAGCACGCCACGCUCUUCCAGGACUUCUACCACUUCCUGCACAGCUUCCUGCCCACCAUGCUCCAGCGCUACCUCAGCCGCGUGGGGGAGGCCAGCCCGGAGCCAGGGCCAGUGCCUAGGACAGAGCUAGACCUAGAGCCAGGCCCCCCCCGCCCAGUCCAGCCUGGGGCUGAGGCAGACCCCCAGUGAGCGACUCAGCUGCGUGGGCUCAGGACGCUGGGACGCUGCCCUGCUGUGUGCGCGCCGCCUCCAGCUGGGGGGAGAAUAAAGGUCCCGCUCUUGUGUCCCAA